GUUUUUUUCUCAAAAGCUAUUCAUAAUGACUGUUGGAGCUACUGAUGCUGUAUUCCCUGUUCCUUCUCGACUACUAAAUGGAAAUGAUAUUCCAAAGCCUUAUAUUUCUAGUUUUGAAGACUACAAAACCAAAUGGGAAGAGAGUGUAAAAGACCCGAAGAAGUUCUUUGGCAAUCUUGCACGAGACUUAUUGAAUUGGUCAAAACCUUUUGAAACUGUUCAAAGCGGUAGUUUUGAACAAGGAGAUAUUGCUUGGUUCUUGGAAGGCGAAUUAAAUGUUUCAGUCAAUUGUGUUGACCGCCAUGCAUUAGUGACACCAGACAAGAUUGCUAUUAUUCAUGAAGGUGAUGAACCUGAAAAUGUACGCAACAUUACCUAUCGUGAAUUAUUACAGCAAGUAUGUCGUGUAGCAAAUACGCUCAAGGCAUUGGAUGUACGCAAAGGUGAUAAUGUGGCUAUUUAUAUGCCUAUGGUGCCUGAAGCUGUUUAUGCCAUGUUGGCUUGUGCACGUAUUGGUGCUGUUCAUUCAGUGGUGUUUGCUGGAUUCUCUUCGGAUUCCUUACGUGACCGUAUCAAUGAUUGUGGUGCUCGCGUUGUCUUGACAGCUGAUGAGGGUCGUCGUGGGGGUAAAAACAUUGCUACCAAACGCAUUGUCGAUGAAGCAUUGAAGUCAACACCUACCGUUGAACAUGUUUUGGUGUUGCGUCGUACGGGAUCCGAUGUGCCUUUUACCUCAGGUCGCGAUCUUUGGUGGCACGAAGAAAUGGCAAAAGCACGCCCUUAUUGCGCUCCAGUCAAUGUCAAUGCUGAAGACCCUUUGUUCUUACUCUACACUUCAGGAUCCACAGGUACGCCUAAGGGUGUGGUGCACACGACAGGCGGUUAUCUUUUGGGUGCCGCUGCUACUGUUAAAUACGUCUUUGAUUAUCAUGAAGGAGAUAUUCAUGCUUGUAUGGCUGAUAUUGGCUGGAUUACUGGUCAUACCUACAUUGUUUAUGGUCCUCUUGCACUAGGUGCCACAACAGUUUUGUUUGAAUCGACUCCUACUUAUCCAAGCCCAUCUCGUUUCUGGCAAUUAAUAGCCAAACACAAGGUCACUCAAUUCUACACAGCGCCCACGGCCAUUCGAGCUCUUCGUCGUUUAGGCGAUAAAUGGAUCGAUGGCGUUGAUCUCAGCUCACUUCGUGUCAUUGGUUCUGUAGGUGAACCCAUCAAUCCCGAAGCAUGGUUAUGGUACAAUGAAAAAGUUGGUAAAGGCCAAUGUGCUGUGGUCGAUACCUAUUGGCAAACAGAAACCGGCUCUAUCAUCGUCACGCCUUUACCUGGAGCCACAGCAACCAAGCCAGGAAGUGCUACUUUCCCCUUUUUUGGUGUUCAGCCUGUCAUUUUGGAUCCUGUCAGUGGUCAAGAACUUAAAGGAAAUGAUGUGAGUGGUGUCUUGGCUAUCAGUCAACCUUGGCCCUCGAUUGCUCGUAGUGUUUAUAACAAUCAUUAUCGUUACCUUGAUACCUAUCUCAAGCCCUACAAAGGAUAUUACUUUACAGGCGAUGGCGCUCGUCGUGAUAAAGAUGGCUAUAUCUUUAUUGAAGGACGUGUGGAUGAUGUCAUUAAUGUAUCGGGUCAUCGACUGUCGACUGCCGAAAUUGAAUCUGCUUUAAUCCUGCAUCAUUCUGUUGCUGAGGCAGCCGUUGUAGGUGGCCAAGACGAUUUAACAGGUCAAUGUAUCCACGCUUAUUGUACAUUGAAGCCCAACAUUGAAGAUUCAGAGGGCCUUGAUAAAGAGUUAGCUUUGCAAGUCAGAAAAGUGAUUGGUCCAUUUGCCACGCCUAAACGUAUUUAUGUUGUGAAUGAUUUGCCCAAGACACGGUCUGGCAAGAUUAUGCGUCGUAUUCUUCGAAAGAUUGUGAACGGCGAACAGGAUUCGUUAGGUGAUACUUCUACUUUGGCAGAACCUGCAGUUGUGACUCAAUUGAUUGAGCGUGUCCAUGGAAAAAAGCAGUAACGCCAUAUCUUGUUAAUAAAGGCGAUUGUAUAAAGAUAUAUAUCUUUGAUAUGUGUAUUUUUUUUAUGUUGCUCAAUAACACUUCGAACAUAAUUCAAGCUGAACAAUGAUUAUAUUCUGAAGCUAACAAUAUAUUCGAUCGCCCCAUUUUGGAUUCUGCUCUUCACUAAACAGAAUAAAGAUUACAUUAUUCAGG
Molecule: messenger RNA, 2198 nt
Organism: Gilbertella persicaria
Lineage: Eukaryota; Fungi; Mucoromycota; Mucoromycetes; Mucorales; Choanephoraceae
Product: acetyl-coenzyme A synthetase
Exons: 5
Coding region: 26-2002 (658 amino acids)
Cellular component (GO): cytosol
Molecular function (GO): acetyl-CoA synthetase activity; AMP binding
Source: RefSeq, a predicted model, not a curated record